Papilio xuthus (Asian swallowtail) is the source of this 1499-nucleotide messenger RNA. RefSeq names its product peptidyl-prolyl cis-trans isomerase Fkb14 (gene Fkbp14). The record is from RefSeq and is a predicted model, not a curated record. The coding region runs from base 81 to 785 and encodes 234 amino acids. The transcript has 4 exons. Lineage: Eukaryota; Metazoa; Arthropoda; Insecta; Lepidoptera; Papilionidae. Gene Ontology annotation, molecular function: calcium ion binding; peptidyl-prolyl cis-trans isomerase activity.
AAACCAGCUCAGUUGCUUUGCACCGGUCGUUGGGAGUGGACGUCUUUUUAGCCGAAGCGAUAACUUUCCGUAACUUCAAGAUGCGCUGCGUGUUCGUGCUGUUAGCACUGGCUGGAGCUACGUUUGCGGCUACCGAGCCGGAAUUUAAGAUAGAUGUUGUCAGCGUUCCCGAAGAAUGCACGACCAAGUCCAAACACGGCGAUAUGCUGACCAUGCACUACACUGGCACACUUGAAAAUGGCCACAAGUUUGACGCAAGCUAUGACCGCGACCAGCCGUUCACAUUCCAACUUGGCGUGGGUCAGGUGAUCAAGGGAUGGGACCAGGGCUUAGUUGACAUGUGUGUUGGUGAAAAACGUAAACUGACCAUCCCAUCAUCCCUCGGCUACGGUGAACGUGGGGCCGGCAAUGUGAUCCCUCCCCAUGCCACUCUCUACUUCGAAGUCGAGUUGAUCCACAUUGGCGAUUCCCCACCAACCACCAACGUGUUCAAGGAAAUCGACGCCGACAAGGAUAACAUGUUGUCCCGAGAAGAAGUGAGUAUAGAAUUAGCGUUUCAAGCGAUGGACUCUGACGGCGACAAAGAACUAUCGCGCGAGGAGGUAAGCGAGUACUUGAAGAAGCAAAUGGUACCAGCCGACGGUGCCGAAAUGAGCGAGGACAUCAAACAGAUGCUUGAAAGCCAUGACAAGCUUGUCGAGGAGAUCUUCCAACACGAGGACAAGGACAAGAAUGGCUUCAUCAGCCACGAAGAGUUCUCCGGACCAAAGCACGACGAGCUAUAAACAGUUCAUUUAGAAAUAGCCGCUUCCUUACUCAAUAUUGUUACUCAAAUUGGAUGCGGAUUUUAAGACUUUAUAAAUAAUUAAUCUUCGUUUUAAAAAUUUAAAAUUUUUCAUAACGGUUUUUCUUUUUUUUAUAAUAUCUCUUUAUGAUUUUAUUAUUUAGUAAAUUAAAAAUUUAGGACAUUUAUUUUUAGACAGAGGUGUGUUUAAUAAACAAUAUUUGUUGGUACGAUUGUACUUAGUUGUUCUAAGUUGUUGGUGUAUCUAUGAUCUAUGAGUUUGUUAUAAUUUAAGGUAAAAUCUUUGUAUGUUUUACUGAUUACGUUAUGUAUCUAUAUAAAUAAUAUGACUUAUUGGAACAUAUAACCAUUACCGAUAUAAGCUGUUAAACAUAAGAACUAUCUCAUUAUGCAUCUGUAACUUUCGUAACUUUACAAUUUAAUUCAUAACAAAAUGUCUUUUAAAUAUAUCCAUUAAUCGGCGCCAUAUUAUGGAUUAAGUAAGACUGAAUCAAUAUUAUUUAACAUAAGAUGGAUUGUCAAUUUUUUUGUCAAUGUAUCGCUUCAAUUUAAUAAAUAAAAACUUGAAGAUUACAGUGCAUUUAAUGAUCUGAAAAUAAUCAUGUAUCGCUAAUUUAAAGUACAGAUUAUGUAUGAAUUCAAUAAUUAAAUUAAAACAAUUUGAUCAUUAUGGUAUAUCAAUAAACAUACUCCC